Molecule: messenger RNA, 729 nt
Organism: Protopolystoma xenopodis
Lineage: Eukaryota; Metazoa; Platyhelminthes; Monogenea; Polystomatidea; Polystomatidae
Source: the annotation of a GenBank genome assembly
AUGCGUGAUUUCGAGACUCUUUCGAGCUGCCAGAAAAGAGACACGAAAACGACAAUCCGGUCGCCCACGCAACUGCCACACACGAGACAGACAGACAGACAGGGUAAGAAGUUGUGCCAAACCAGUGUAAAAGGGGCAAGGGGGCAACGGUUGUUAGCACGCAGCGCCAGAAUCGGGGGUGGCUUCUCGUUCGAUAAAGUACCAAGUUGGCGACCGAAAAAGGCUGCUUGUUCUCGUGUCAGAGGGGGCCAAUGCAAGUUGCUCAGGAAAAUAUGCCUUCUUGAAACGUGGACUUUGCAUUCUCACCUUCCCAAUAGCGGCCGUCUCAACCCUUUGAACCGACUGUUCCAAACGAGCUCGAUGAGAAUGGAGAAUAUGCGUUACCCACGGAUCUGGAGGAACCCAACAUCCACCAAUCCUAGCCUUGGCAAAGGUCUUUGGGUCCAGAUGCAGGCGUCAGAUCUUGAAACAUGUCGUCACUGGUGGUGUCCGUCGCGCAACAGCUCCUUGCUUCGCCACUUGGUCUGUGCUGACCCUGAGCUGCGAGGAAACCGGUUGUCCCUUCGCUCGAGACCGCGUGCCACGGCGACUCCACGUCAUGCCUACACGUGGCCGACAUCGGGCGGGUUGGGCGAGCCUCACGAGCCCGGCACGUCGAGAUCUGAGGCGGCCGCAACCGAAGCUGCCGAGGAGGCGGUAAAGAGGAGUCUGGAAGCGAGAGCCGAGGCC